UAACUUUUUUUUUUGAGGGAAAAAAAGAUGGAGUAACCAUGUCGGGUCUGGGCUGAUCGUCCAAACCGAGCCGAACUGCUUUCUCGAUCGGAAUACACCUCCUCGACCGAUCCUGAGUUUCUUCCCCAAAUCAAAUCGAAAUCGAGGUUCUCGCAUCUCAAAAGGAAAUCGAGGCGAUGGCCAGCGCUGAAAACCAGCCGACAGCUCCUCGCGGCGACGGCAUGGACGAGGAGGGCCAGGCGGCGCACCUACCGGACGACGUGCUCGCGGCCGUCCUCCGCCGCGUGCCGCCGCGCUGGCUCGCAGCUUCCCGCUGCGUGUGCAGGGCCUGGCGGGACGCCGUGGACGGCCGCCGCCUCCUGCGCGCCGACCUGCUCCCGCUCACGCUCGCCGGCCUCUUCGUCCACUUCGACGAGCACAAGUACCCAGAAUUCCUCGCCCGCCCCUCCUCCUCCUCCUCCUCCUCGGCCGCCGGCUCCCGUGCGGUCAGCGGCGAUCUUAGCUUCCUGCCCUCCGCUAGCCCCCAUUGCGGAUAUUUCUGGGAGGAGGGCUGCGUUGAUUGGCGAAACUACAACAUCCAAGAUCACUGCAACGGGCUCCUUUUGCUUCAGAGUAACUGCGUGGUUAACCCUGCAACGCGACGCUGGAAUAUUCUGCCAACGUGCCCGGCUGAGGAGGAUGGUAUAGGGCAUGUCAUGCACCGUAGCACGCAUCUAGUCUAUGAUCCGAUGGUAUCACCUCACUACGAGGUGUUUAAGAUCCCCACUUUGUACCGCUACUACAAGGUAGACCCCUCAAUGGAGCAGUCUGAAUGGUCACCAUCCCUAUGCAAGAUAUAUGUUUUCUCAUCCAAGUCGGGUUGUUGGGAGGAGAGGUGUUUCAGCCGACAAGGGGAUGCUGCAGGGACCGUUAGUCAAAUGCGAGUGGGUUACUGGCGAUUCAGCGCCGUCUAUUUUCGAGGAGCACUUUAUGUACACUGUAAUCAUAAUUUUCUCAUGAGAAUAUCAUUGUCUAACAAUACAUACAGUGUAAUUAAACCACCAAUGGACCUUACAGUGGAGGGCCAUCUGGACAUUAAUAUAGCAAGAUCAAAAAAGGGGGUGUACAUUGUGGCAUCUGAUAUGUACUGGCCUCGGGAUAAGUAUUUGCUUCGAGUUUGGAUCCUUAAUGAAUCGUGUGGGCAAGUGGAGUGGAUGUUGAAGCAUAACAUAGACCUUAAGCACGUGCUAGCAGGUCACCAUUUUUGCGGAAGAGAUCAAUGGAUCUUAGAAGAUAUUAACUACAAACUGUUCCGUUCUUCUGAUUGCCAAGAAGACAGCAAGAAAGCAACAACCAAAGAGAAUACCGAAUGGAACUCUGACGAGGAUGUUGAAGAGGAAGACAUGAUUGAUCAUAGUGGUUACUUAGAAGAUAAGAAUGUAGUAGUUGAGAAGAAAUUGGUAUGGAACUCAAACAAUGAUAAUGCACUUAACUAUGGAGGUAUGAGUGAAGACUGUUAUUCGGAUGAAGAGCAUUAUGAUGAUUCACGUGAUGAGGACCUUAGGAUACUUGGGUUUCACCCAUAUAAAGAGAUUAUCUUCUUGAGUGCAUCAGAACGGAUAUGUCUGGCAUACCAUUUAAAUGGCUCCAAGAUUGAAGAUUUAGGAAAUAUAUACCCAAAGGAUUAUAUAUAUUUCAAAGAGUUAGUUAAUGAACAGGAGAAAAUCAAAUCUUUUCCAUACACCCCCUGCUGGAUGGAAGAGUUCCCUGGAAGCAAUUAGUCUAGAAGUUCAUCUUAUGUAUGGGCCUAUGUUAUUUGCCAUUUAUUCGUGAGAUGUAAUAAAAGGCUUGCAAAAGAUGUCGGGACUAUGUUAUUUGUCUAUUUGUUUGAGUUACUUAAUAAAC
Molecule: messenger RNA, 1884 nt
Organism: Lolium perenne
Lineage: Eukaryota; Viridiplantae; Streptophyta; Magnoliopsida; Poales; Poaceae
Molecular function (GO): protein binding
Source: RefSeq, a predicted model, not a curated record